AUGGCGGCCGUCCAAAACCCCCACGCCAGGGGAGACCACCGUCUUUGUUGCUGCGGGAAUAAAAUUUCAGGGAAAGACACCCACCCGGUGUGCGGUACCUGUCUAGGAGUCGACCACGCCAGGUUGGCCCUAGAAAUUCCCGGCUCCUGUGGACACUGCAAAGUGUUCACGGUCAAGAGCCUCAGAUGCAGGCUAGCCCGCCAGGUUAGCAUCUCGGACCGUGAUCCAUUCCUCCCCACCGCCGCACAAGGUGCAGCCGCGGAGGAGGACGUGGACACAGCUGGGGAAGCCCCGGAGACUGACUACGACUGGGGUGCCCAGUGCGAGCAGCUCCAUGCCCCCCCGUUUCCCGAGGAAGACGUGCUGGAAGUCAGUCCCAUGGAGGAGGAUGACGACACCUCGUUCCUCAUAUCAGAGGACGAGGAAGAGGAUGACACCUUCAUGGCCCCAGCACAGCCUGAGAGGCCUAAACCGCCGUGCCCUUCCGCCAUGGAAGACAGGGGAGCGAGCUCACCAGCUCCCUCCCUCCAUGUGGACCUGCUCGACGUGUGCAAACGCGCGGCAGAGAAGCUGGAGAUUCCCUGGCCGGUCGCAAUAGCGGAGCCCACCCGGUCCCGCUACGAAGGCAAACGGCUUCCCCUGGCACGAAAUGCGGUGAAGCAGCUUCUCCCUGUCUUCCCCGAGUUGCUGACGGAGCUCUCCAAAACAUGGACUAGCUGCCCAUACAGCAACAGGAGCCCUAUUUCGGGCGCAGCAUCCCUCGACUGCGAGGCGAUGGACGCCCACGGCCUCCUCUCCAUGCCUCCGGUGGAAGUCCCGGUAGCUGCGCACCUCUGCCCAGGCAGCGUGAGCCAGCUGUCUGCAGCUUCCCCCAGACGCCCGACGCUGCCAGCUAAGCCCGAACGGUUCCAGUCUGCGCUGACCGAAAAGGCAUACAAAGCAGCAGCCCUCUCGGCCAGAGCCCUCAGCACCCUCUCCAUCCUCACUGCCUACCAAGCGGAGUUGUUUGGCGCGUCUGCUGAGGAGCAAGACCCGGAUGCGUGGGAGGAGAUGGCGGUCAUCGCGGACCUGUCUCUCCGUAUCCAACGUGUCGCGGUCCAGGCCACAGGGAAGGUGAUGGCAACCCUCGUCGUCCAGGAGCGAGCGCGAUGGCUCAGUCUCGCUAACCUGACCGACAGGGAGCGGGAUGACAUCCUGGAUAUGCCGAUCGUCCCUGAAGGCAUCUUCGGCUCUGCAUUGGCCACAAUGCAGCAAAGAUGUGAGGCAAAGAAAAAGGACAACGAGGCCCUCAAACUUUGUCUCCCUCGGAAAGCCCCUGCGCCUUCACCUCCGGUGCAACGUACCAAGACGGCCACCACCGCCAGGUCCGCCCCCUCCGAUGAGGAAGGAGCGCGGAGCCGGCUGGCAGGGGAAACCUGCCUCCACGACCGCUACGCCGCCGCCGCCCACAGCCGCCGCGAGCUCGGUCCCACAGGCGAGGAAGAAAAAGAGGGCGGCCUGACAGCCGCCAGUUCCUCAGUUGAGCCGGUCUGCGAGGAGAAGGACAUCGCCCCGGAGGUCUGCGCGGUUGCGCCCCGAGCGGAAUGUCCAAAAGCACAGUCACACACCCUUGUUCAAAGAAAAAAUGGUGUCAAAAUAAAAAUAAAUCUGUCACAGCCAGGCCACGAGCCGAGGGUGCAGAUAAUAAAAAAAGCCAAAACAGACGAUGCUCUCUCUAUAAGCAGGGUGGCCGCUCAGCCCCCUGCAGCUCUGCUCCCGGGACGGGCACCGCCGUCCCCGCGGAGCAGAGCAGAGCGCUCCACCGUGCCUCCGGUGGUGCCCGAGAAUCAUUUCUCGGUUCCACCACAGGGGGGCGCGGGGCAGGAGCCGCAAUAUGUUCCCCCGCUCUCUCUCAGAUGGGAAAGCUGGAGAGCAGCAGCAGCUCCACCGUGGGUGUUGCGCACAAUUUCCCGGGGAUACAGGCUUCAAUUCGCCACUGUCCCUCCCCGCUUCUCCGGUGUAAUACACUCACAUGCACAGGGAGAAUCAGCUCGAGUUUUACGGGAGGAAAUUCUCUCUCUGAUAGACAAACGAGCAGUUUUUGUCGUAUCUCCCGAACAGAGUCUGUCAGGGUUUUAUUCCAGAUACUUCCUCGUCCCCAAACGGGGGGGGGAGGGAAUCCGCCCUAUUCUGGACUUAAGAGCCCUGAACAAAUUCCUGCGGAAAUACAAGUUCAGGAUGCUGACACAUGCAGCUCUGUUGCGUCUAGUAAGACCGAACGACUGGUUUUCGUCCGUGGAUCUGAAAGACGCGUAUUUCCACAUUCCCAUUUAUCCCCCUCACAGACAAUAUCUCCGGUUUGCCUUUCAAGGGGUGUGUUACGAAUACCGUGUUCUACCAUUCGGUCUGUCUCUCAGUCCGAGGGUUUUCAUACGGUGCACAGAGGCCGCGGUAGCCCCGCUCAGACGCCGGGGGAUACGUCUGGCCACGUAUUUAGACGACUGGCUCCUGUUAGCGCAGUCAGAACAGGAAGCCAGGGUUCACACACACAUUGUCACAAAACACCUGAUGGAUUUAGGUUUUGUGAUAAAUAUGGAAAAAAGCCACCUAUCUCCAACGCAGGAGAUAUGCUUUCUGGGAUUAUCCCUGCGCUCUGUUCCGUUCACAGCCCGCCUGUCAGAGGAAAGAGUGACGGUUUUCAGAACGUGCCUGUCACAAUUCCGUCUGCACAGGUCUGUCCAGUUCAGACUGUGCCUUCGGUUGCUGGGUCUGAUGGCCUCAGCCAUCCUCGUGAUUCGCCUCGGCCGCCUUCACAUGCGGGACUUUCAGCGCUGGGUCGCUUCGCUCCGAAUGGACCCCGUGCGUCAUGGCGCACGGCGGAUAACGGUCACAGCGGACUGUAUAACAGCUCUGCGCUGUUGGCGAGCCCCGUCCUUCCUGACCCAAGGGGUGCCUAUGGGCACCGUCUCGUCCAGGAAAGUGGUAACCACGGAUGCCAGCCUAUCAGGCUGGGGCGGCAUUCACGAGGGCAGGUCUGUGAGGGGUCGCUGGAGCCAGGCCCUCCAGCGCCUUCACAUAAACUUUCUCGAACUUUCGGCGGUGUUUCUUUCUCUGAGACACUUCCUCCCAUUCCUCUCGGGUCACCAUGUCCUGGUGAGGACGGACAACACGACAACAGUGGCGUAUAUCAACCGCCAAGGGGGCCUGCGCUCCCGCAUGUUGCACAAUCUGGCGCGCGACCUGAUUCUCUGGAGCAGUACCCACUUUCUCUCCCUGAGAGCGACGCACGUCCCGGGAGACUUGAACACGGGUGCGGACCUGCUGUCCAGAGGCGCGCCAGUGUACGGGGAAUGGACGCUGCACCCACAGGUCGUGGAGCAGAUAUGGGCGCGCUAUGGGCGCGCUCAGAUAGAUCUGUUCGCGUCCAGGGAAAACGCUCGAUGCGAGCUGUUCUUCUCUCUGAGCACUCUGAAUGCCCCUCUGGGCGUAGACGCAUUAGCGCACGCCUGGCCGCACGAGCUGCUAUACGCGUUUCCACCGCUGGCCCUGAUACCCCCCACUCUCGCCAGAGUGAGGGCAUUCAACCACAGACUGAUCCUAAUAGCUCCGCACUGGCCAGCGCAACACUGGCUGGCGGAGAUAUUCCAGAUGCUGUGCGCCCAGCCUUGGGAGCUGCCGCUGCGCAGGGACCUGCUCUCGCAGGGUGCGGGGACAGUGUACCACCCACACCCGGAGCGACUGCAGCUGUGGGCCUGGCCCGUGAGUGGCUUAAUUUAACCACUGCCGGGCUCCCUCAGAGUGUAAUUAAUACUAUCCAAAACGCCAGGGCUCCCUCCACUAGGAACCUAUAUGGCUCCAAGUGGGGACUGUUUGAGCGGUGGUGUCUUGAACGGGACUACGUUCCUUUUCAGUGUUCUG
Cyprinodon tularosa is the source of this 3897-nucleotide messenger RNA. RefSeq lists its product as uncharacterized. Lineage: Eukaryota; Metazoa; Chordata; Actinopteri; Cyprinodontiformes; Cyprinodontidae. The record is from RefSeq and is a predicted model, not a curated record.